Torulaspora delbrueckii is the source of this 1656-nucleotide messenger RNA. RefSeq names its product serine/threonine protein kinase RCK2 (gene RCK2). The record is from RefSeq and is a predicted model, not a curated record. Gene Ontology annotation, biological process: protein phosphorylation. NCBI's taxonomy places the organism in Eukaryota, Fungi, Ascomycota, Saccharomycetes, Saccharomycetales, Saccharomycetaceae. The transcript has a single exon. Bases 1 to 1656 code for a protein of 551 amino acids. Gene Ontology annotation, molecular function: ATP binding; protein kinase activity.
AUGUUAAAGAUAAAGAAUAUCUUUGGUAAAAAGAGGCAGACACAUCAGGAUGAUAGGUUGAAAGUGCCUGGUUUUGGUGUAGUGGAGGACGCUGGUAGUGGAUCCACACUGAUGGAGGGUUGCUUGUCGUCUGAGAAUGACAGAAGUGAGCAAUCGUUGACUAAUUCGGAUGAAACAGCUGCCGAAGGUGAGCCAGCUGUGGAAGUCGACGUCGAGGAUAUGUUUGAAGAAGACUCAUUGAGUACCAGCGCAAGCAGUGAGGAAGGAAGUAGUAUUGAGGAAGUACCCGAGGGCCAUUUUGAAGAGCAGGAAGAGUUAUUGAAUUAUACUUUGAUCAAUCAGAUUGGUGAAGGUGCGUUCUCAAGGGUGUUUCGUGGUAUUCCACAGAAGAAUAGUCCUAAGGCUUACCUUACGCGGAAUUUCACUGAAGUUGCGGUUAAGGUGAUUCAGAAGGACCCAAAAGGUGGGUCUGAUAAGAAGAGUGAAGAAACCAAAAAGAGUACAAGGGAACAAGUGCUUAGAGAAGUCAAGAUUCAUAAGUUGAUUUCUUGCGGGAGUGGUAGUAGCAAUCUGGUACAAUUUGUGGAUUUCCAAGAGUCGGAAAACUAUUUUUAUAUCAUUCAGGAGUUACUGAGCGGUGGAGAGAUCUUUGGAGAGAUUGUCAAGUACACUUACUUGAGUGAAGAUCUUUCCCGUCACAUUAUUAAGCCCUUAGCGUUGGCUGUUAAACACAUGCACCAAAUGGGUGUUGUGCAUCGUGAUAUUAAACCCGAAAAUUUACUGUUUGACCAGAUAAAAUUCGUACCGUCUAAGAAAGUCAAGCUAAGGAGGUCUGAUGACCCUACUACUAAGGCCGAUGAAGGUGAAUUUAGACCUGGAGUUGGUGGUGGCGGUAUUGGUUUGGUUAAAUUGGCAGAUUUCGGACUUUCAAAACAGAUACAUCAAACAAACACAAAGACUCCUUGUGGCACCGUCGGUUAUACAGCACCAGAAGUGGUAAGGGACGAAAGGUACUCGAUGGAAGUUGAUAUGUGGGGGAUUGGUUGUGUUUUGUACACGGUACUUUGUGGUUUCCCACCAUUCUACGACGAGAAGAUCGAUAUCCUUACGGAAAAGAUUGCUCGUGGUGAGUAUACUUUCCUGCAACCCUGGUGGGAUGAGAUAAGCGAUGGGGCAAAGAACUGUGUGCGUAAGUUGUUGGAAGUUGACCCUGCAAAGAGAUACAGUAUUGAUGACUUGCUCAAUGACGAAUGGUUAAACACUUACGAUUCUGUACGCGAGUUGAAGAGACAGGCUCGUGCUUUAGACCAACAACGCAAGUCCAAGAACCACAUGAAGAACAGAGUUUACUAUUUGAAGAAAGACAACCCACUGAUGUAUUCACCCGCCGCUAACGCCAUGCGUGAUGCAUUCGAUGUCAGUAACGCUCUACAACGUAAAGAAAUCGAAAAAAGAGAUCACAAACUACAGCAACAACAGCAGCAGUACGCUGCGAUGCAAUCACUUACUGAGGGACAGGAAGCCCUAGGUACAAAUCCAGAUCUGGAAGAAGAUUUGUUUCAACUCAAGUUGAAUUCUUCCACGAUUAUCAAGAGAAGAAAGGAAAACACUUUUCCCAAUCAACGUAACAUUAUGAUUCCAACUUUAUUAGAGUAA